UUGCGUGUGUACGCUAUUACAACCAGACGAGGACGACGGCGUAGCGUAGGGUUGUACGCGCCGCGGGGGCGCACGACGAGGAGAGAGGAACGAGAGAACGCGCGCACGUUCGGGAGAGAGAAACAGCGAGAGAAGGAGGAGGGAUGCUCGGAGGGGGAGGAGGAGAGAGAAGAUGAGUGAGAGAAUGAGAGGGCCGAUCGAGAGAGGGUGAGAGCAGCAGGGGGAAACGGAGCACACGGUACGGAGCAACCCCCAUUGCCUCGCCAGUGGUUCAGUCAGCGUUUCGCACCGGCGUCGCUUCGCUCCUCGCUCGGGAUCUCCUCCUCCUCCUCCUCCGGGUACGUCCUCGUGCACAUCGUCGCGUGCCCCCCGGUUGUCUCGCGAGAUCAAUGAGCCCGCGACAUAUCGGCAGCCGCGUCCGGGUCACGUUCGAGUAAAUCGCGCUCGUAAAGCCAUCGUGACGCAAAGCUGUCGGGAGAAAGAGCUGCUACAUCGAUAGUCAAGCUUGACAGUUAAAACUGCCACUUGUCGCUGCAGCUGAGGAUAGAGAAAGCGAGAGGGAGAGAAAUCUGGGCGAGAGAAAGGGAGAGUGCGUCGUGAUAAGUGCCAGAGCGUGGGCACGAGAUCGAAAGAAGGAAUCGAGGACCUGUACGGGUCCUUAACGUACAGGACGGUGCAUGUCUCGGACCUCGUUUCCCAGCUUUUCCUCCGGCAACGCUUUGUCCACGUUCCUGAGCUGGAGGCGUGCGGCCGACUUCUGUGCUGCGUGCAGAGGCUCUGCAGAAGCGGAAGUGCAACCGACGAGCCCGCCGAACAUCGGCUCAACGCUCGCGGUCGACGGGGAGCGCAAGCGGAGCCCGAGCUGGUGGAGGGUCAGGGUCCCUCGGGCCCGGAGGAUGGAAUGCUCGCUAUGCCCGUCAGCCCGAGUCCCGCGUCCACCUCGUCGCAGGAGGACGCCUGCAAACCGCUGCCGCGCAACUGCUAUCGUCUCGUUAUGCUCGGCAGUGCGCGCGUUGGAAAGACCGCCAUUGUAGCACGAUUUUUGUUCAACAAAUUUGAGGAAAGCUACACGCCCACGAUAGAAGAUUUUCACAGGAAGCUCUACAGGAUCAGAGGCGAGGUUCAUCAACUUGAUCUUCUAGAUACAAGCGGAAACCAUCCGUUUCCGGCGAUGCGACGAUUGUCUUUCCUGACGGGGGACCUCUUCGUCGUGGUGUUCAGCAUGGAUUGUCGGGAGUCCUUCGAGGAAGCUAUCAGGCUGAGAGAGGCAAUUCUCGAGACCAAAGUGAGCGCAACUCAAAGUGCCACGAAGAGCAGACGGCCUCACUACAGUUUGAAAGUCCCUAUGGUCAUCGUGGGAAACAAAUGUGAUAAAGAUGUUAAAACGGUCACGGUGGAGGAGGCCGAGCAAUAUUGCGUGAGUCAGGACGAGUGCUGUAUCUUCGUGGAGGCUUCCGCGAAGCGGAACUAUCACAUGGACGAACUUUUUUAUCAGUUAUUCGUAGUGGCCGGUCUACCUCUGGAGAUGGCUCCGAAUCAUCAUAGAAAAGUACCGCUCACCUUUGGCUCGCCGACCAUGUUCCCGCCGUCGCAGCCGCGACACAAAGCCACCCUCAGUAUAAAGCGUCGACUGAGCGACGCUUGCGGCGUCGUGGCGCCAAAUGUGCGCCGUCCCAGCAUAAGGACGGACCUGAUGAUCAUGCGGACGAAGACGUGUUCGCUCGCAGCCGGAAACGAGAACAAUACGCCAGGAUCCAGGAUCACGCUUAGAACCGGAAGAACGGACUCCAGGAAGGCCUGCUCGAUACAGUGAUAUUGCAAACGAUUCUCACACACGCGGACAAAUCUCUAGAAAUAUGAUAACGCGAUUUGAGAGCGAUCUUCGGAAACGAGUAUUGUUAUUUAUCCUAACGCAUUCGCAUCUUCGUUUUAUUAUAACUUUAAUACGAUCGUUGCGUGAGAUAUUUUAUUUCAUAAUUUACAAAAAUUCACUUGGGAAAUUAUUAUUGAGCGCUGAGAUCAGCUUUCGAUAGACGUAGCCACUUUCGUAAUUUAAAUAAAUUGCUACUCCUCGCGGUCAUAGGUCGAUUACAUUCCAUCUUUGUGUUGACAUUAAUUUAUUAUAAUUGGCACUUAUUAUCAUUAUUGAAAAUCUUUAAUAAAAUAAUCACUUUCUUUAUAUAUAUAUAUAUACACCAUUUUCAGCGAGACGAAAAAGAAAUAACCAACUUUAUCCAAACUUUACGUACACCAUGUGAAUCACGUGCGAAUGAAACUUUUGGGUUUACGAUUGUCAGACUCACACUGCGAAUACAAAGACAAAGCGGGUACUCGCGAAUGAAGAUCGCCAAAGGGAAAUCAUAUUUAAACUGACCACGCUACUCGCCUUAAUUAAUUAAUGGAAUAUAGCUUUAGCGUAAUAUCCCGAAGGUAACACGUAUAAUUAACUUAAGACCGAGCGAGAGAAAGAGACAGAGGGAGGUAAGCCGUUAAUUAAUCGUUGUCGAUCAAACAGUAAACGGGAAAUCGAUACCUCGACUAGCGACAUCGUUUGACAUUCGAUCGGAGGGUUCUCCGGUAGCAGCGAGAUGAUCGAAUCGCACGAAAGAGAACGCGCGUAUUCCUCUUAUCGGGUAGAACUUUUUAUCGAAAUUAUUCUCAACAAAAGAAUCUUCGCGAAGAAUAGGUCAAUUUGCGCGAUCGUGAGUGAGAAGUCGAGAAGUGUCAACGUUGUAUCAGUAAUGAGAGAGAUUGCGAAACGUAGUGAGAAAGCUUUCUCCGGGAUUAGUUAACUGCGCCCAUCGUCGCCUUACUCGAGCUCCGGACACGCGAAGGAGCGACGUUUAUAUUUCCGCGUGAGAUCUAUCUACAGCUUUGUAAUUCCAUUAAUAGUACUUGAUUCGAGAAACGAAUAUUUGAUCGUAGUAGCGCGCGUCUUUCUUCUGCUGAAUCUUUCGCGCGUACACGAAUAUCAUUUCGUUAAUUAAGGAUAAAUAGUUCUCUCAAAUUAAUCUUAUUACUUUCACGGCACAUCUCGCGUCUAGUUCGCGCUCGGUUUGCCGUUUUCGCCGCGCGCAACGACCAACAAGACCGCAUUGUUAACGACGCGACUCGCGUUUACAUACCACAUGCGUACGAAAUCAAUCGAUAUUUCCGUGUAUCGGCUUCCUUUUCCACACAUCUCGAACUUGUUGAAAUGCAUCGGGCGAGCGCGUGUAAAAUUGUUGUAUCGUCAAGCUGCGCGUGCAUACGAUUUAAACGCAAUCAAGUUAAAAAAUAUGUAUACAGAUUUAAAUCUUUCUCUCUCUCUCUCUCUCUCUCUCUCUCUUUUAAAAAGCUCCGUGCCCGGUGUUGCAACAACAAAGAAUUUAUUUGUAAAUCUUCUACGCAGUUUUAGCUUUUCCUCUAUGAAAUUACGUGGUGGGGAAAACGGGUAAGUAUAUUUAUCCGACAUAAGCGGAGGUUAGUCAACGAACGGGAUCUUGUUGAAAUUUUGUGAAAUUUAUCCGUUUCGGUUUACAGAGAUAUACUUUUCCUACAUACGGCUCAUCCGAUAAAACUGUCGAACGAUAAAAUAUUAUAGGCACGUAGAUCUCUGUGUGUGCGCGCUCGUGUGAAAUGUGAAUAAGCAUUCUUUCUCUUCCCAUAGACUCGGCUAUAGUUACUAUCUAAGGUAUAAAAUCGAUUUGACCAAUUAGGCAGCUCGUAAGUCAACACCGAAAAACAAGCGCGAGGCUUCGUUCGGUGGAGUUACAUCGCGCUGCAAGUGGUAAAGAUAAGCAACAAAAUAAAAUUAAAAAAAAAAAAAGAAAAAGAAGAAACGGUUAGUCGCGACAUGCACAAUCGUGUUCGCAUUUUGUAUCGAAUAAAUGACAUUUUCUCCACGACCUUGCCACGAUUUUCUUAGUACUUUUUACACCCAUUUCCCGAAGUAAAGCAAACGUUAAAAUAUUUUUGCACCGCCGCGCCGGCGUUAGUACUUUUGAUCCGCGAAUUAAGUGAUGAGAAAUCGCUUUCUCUGAUCGCCCCGAGCGGGAAAUUGACUUAAACCAGAUUUCCAUCAUUAGCACCGCGAGCUACGAUUUGUCGAUUAUCACCUCCGGCAAAGUACUCUAUCUUAUUGGUUUGAUCGAUAACUCGUUAGUCGAAUUUUCUCAGAUAUUAAUCGCGCGCUCUUCGAUGCGGUUAGAAAUAGUCGCUAGAAUGAGAUGAAUACGAUACGGGUCUGCGCGGGCGCCCAUCAGAUUUUUCGAUGGAUAAUAACGCUGCGUACUGAAGUAAUUUCAACGAAAGCACUUUCGAUCGUGAUUACAAGCCAAACAAUAAAGCUCGUAUAAAACAGUAGAUAUUUAAUUAAUGUUCAUUUGACGUUCAAUUGACAUUUAAUUGAUGUUUAAUUGACGCGAUAUUUAAUCGACAUAAUUGAUACUCGAAUAAUGGGAAAUACAAUUUUCGUAAUUAACAUUGACCUUUUGCGUUUCUCGUUGUAUUCUCCCGCUUUUUUUUCCAAUAAGAAAGAAUCAAUACGUGUUAUUCAAUGAUAUUAAAAGCCCUAGAAACCCUCUCUGUUACCUGAAAGCUAAUACAAGUUUCAGUUCAAUAAAACUGAAACAAAGAGACGUGAAUGAGUUUUCGUUGUUCGAUUGAAAGCGACGACGCACAGAAAUAGGUAUACUCCAGAUAACUCGAGUAUAAAAAUACGACAUCAAAGUACACUAGGAUCUUCUUUUAGCUUGAUAAAAGAUUUAAUAACUUUAUUUUGCUCAGCAUAUAAUUAUUUAUUAUAAAUUUGUAAUAUUAAUAUUUUAGUUUUAUCCAAAAUAAUUAAACUUUGAAAAAUAGCCAUUUUGUGAUAAUAUAUGCAUUUAUAAAUUGCGAUAUGAUUCUUGUGAUGCAAUUGUAACGCAAUUGCAUGCGUAAUUAAGCAAAUCGGAUUUUAAUUUAUUCAUUUUGUAUUGUUUUACUUUUUUAUGUCACUCUUAACUUGUGAGCUGGCUCUGUUGUAUUGAUGUAUGCAUAUUUCGACCUAAUUGAGUUGUAAGUUUUAAUUGUUUCCUGUCCUAUCACCUAGCCUUUUUAUUAGACUUUUAUUACUUUUUGCUAUCACUGAAAGCUCUGUGCAACCAAAUGUUCGAGAGUUUAGUUAUUGAAUUUAGCAAUAAAACCUUUUGAGAUUAAUUUAAGCUAAUAAACGUUUAAAUAAAUAAAACUUUAUUUCAAAUUCAAGAUUUUAUUUUUAUGCUCGUUUAUUGUGUAUUACCAAUGCCAGCUUGAUAUUUUAUUAAUAUAAUAAGAAAAACAAGCUUUUGGCAAAGUAAAUUAAACUCUCCAGUAAAGUCCACAUUGAUAUAAAAUGUAUACAUGUGCAUAAUUUAAUUUAAUUUACUUAUAUUUGUUUUAUCUUACUUUAAUUUCUCAUCUUGUCUUAUUUAGAUCACAAUUUGUUUUCGUUUUAUCUAAUCUAAUGCUUGAGCAGGAUAAAUAGACACACAAGCUACAUAAAUAUUAAUUUCACUGACAACAUGUAUCAUAUAAAAAUUUCCCCCAAGAGACUUUCAGUGAAAGAUUUAAGAUGGCUAUUCCGGCAACUUAUGCAAUCUAAAAUUUAUGCUUCCAGAAAAAGAUUUACAGUCCGCAGGAUGUUCGAAAAAAAAGGGCCGUUACCACACGCGUUGACAGCGGUUUCGGUUUAGUAGAAAAGCAUAAAUGCACUACGCGUGCAUUCUACUAUCGUGGAAUGUUUAAUUAAACUCUGCCGAGAACUAGGAGCAUUCCAGACACACUGUGCGACACACUGGAGGUCUCUAUACGUCAUAUAAUUUGCAUCUUUGCAACGUACGUUGUUAAGACGAUAUUGGUUUUAAAAUUUUAUACGGUGUUUACGCGCCUGCAGCGUCGUUUUUCUAAGAAGCCUUACAGAAGAGAGAAAACCUGAUAUUAGAAAACGUUGCUUAAACGUAAAGUGAAAAUUUCUUAGCUUUACAAAUCGUUUCUAAAAAUAGAAAAAAGUGAAAAACUGUAAAAAAAAAAUUAUAUUAUAAUCUUAUUCGUGAUUGUAAUAAGCAUAUUAUUAAUUAUUAACAAACAAAUAAUUAAUUCUCUAUCUAACGAGAUUACUAAUGUAACUAAGCAUAAAUUAAAAUAUUUAUAUUUGUACCUACAUAUAUUUUUCUGUUUGUUAAGAUAUUCGUUAAAAAUAAAAUAAAUUGUAAAAUUAAAAUUUACAUUAAGAUACAAGAUAUUAACACUUUGCGGUCUGCCAGUAUACUAAAAAUAAAACGGAAUACUUUAAUUUUAAUAUGUGUUUAUGGUAAAACUUCUGCGGCUUAGGUUGUAUUAUACAUACAGAAAAAAAUCAAUUCUGCUGCUAAAAAAAGCGACUACUCGCAAUUUACCUUUUUUCUUCUAGUAAGUAAUGUUUAUCUUUAAAAAAGUACAUUUUCUUGAUAAUUAUCUUAAAAUAUAUUCAUCACAAAUUUUAGAAAAACUUCUCAUAACUCAUUAUCACAUAAAAAAUAGAAUUUAUAUUCUUUCCAAGAAUAUAAAAUCGCAUCGAGGAAUAAUAAGUAAAUCAAAUUUUUGUUUUAAUAUUUUUGAUUGAAGUAUUAGAUUAUUAAAAUUCAAAAUAUAUUUUGAAUAAAUUUAACGCUUAUGUUAAACUUAUGAUAAAUUUGCGAAUAUGUGAACUUCUGAAAUAUUAAAAAUAAGUAACAUUUAUGUGGGAAUAAGACUGAUUAAUCAAGUCAUUGAACUGAUUGAGACGUGAAUGUUACGACAUGCAUUCGUAAGAGCGUUUGGACGAUUACUCUACGAGUUUAAACGUAUGCACGUUUAUGAUCCUACAUUUACUUAUGUAUAUAAUUAAUUCAAUUAAUUCAAUUAAUAAUCAUUAUCAAUUAAUUAUAUAACUCAAUUAAUUCACAGUACGUAUUUUUCCGUAUGCACGCAGAAAGGAGAAGUUUAUUUUACGUAAAUAUUCGUUUCAAGUAAAUAUGAUGAGUAUAUUUUCAAGAUUACUAUUUUAAGAAAACAUUCUUUAAAAACAGUAAAAAUAAUUUUAUAAAAAUAA
Solenopsis invicta (red fire ant) is the source of this 7069-nucleotide messenger RNA. RefSeq names its product GTP-binding protein Rhes. Gene Ontology annotation, molecular function: GTP binding; GTPase activity. The coding region runs from base 902 to 1813 and encodes 303 amino acids. The record is from RefSeq and is a predicted model, not a curated record. The transcript has 6 exons. NCBI's taxonomy places the organism in Eukaryota, Metazoa, Arthropoda, Insecta, Hymenoptera, Formicidae.